AUAAAAUCUAUUUAAUCCAUUGAAAUCAAGAAGCGGCGGCUGUUCCGAUCAAGACCAGCAACUAACUCGGGAAGCUUCCUCCGGUCCCCAAUUUCCCGGUCGCGAUACCAAUCACCGGCGACGGGUCGUUCGAGAGGCUAACGCUUGGAUCGCCGACGAGCACACCAAAUUUAAAACCCAAUAAGCAGCUGGUUCGUCCGAUUCCGAUCCCGCCCUCUUCCAAAAUGGCUGAUCUCAAUUGGAAGCAGAGGAUGAUGAGUAGUAGUAGCCUUUCCUUGGACGUGCUACUCGGAACUGCCGUUUGACGAUGAGAGUUGAGACGAAAGACAGAUGUAAAAUUAAACUGGUACGAGAACCGGCGAGAAUGGAACCGGAGCAGAAGAAAAGAAAGUUCAAGCCGCCGCCGCACAAGUCGAAGUGGACCAAAAAAUGCGGUGUCUUCCCGAUGAUGACCUCGGUGCCGCCUCCCCCUGUUGUCAGCUUAGCAAUUGGGGGAAUUAGCUGGGAUUCCGGCCUGCCAUCAAUGAAUAUCUCGCCGUCCCACCACUCCGCAAACAUGCAAAGAGCCAUUGUUACUCUGCUGGUGUGA
This is a messenger RNA of Linum tenue, 589 nucleotides long. The record is from the annotation of a GenBank genome assembly. Lineage: Eukaryota; Viridiplantae; Streptophyta; Magnoliopsida; Malpighiales; Linaceae.